AAGAGGCAUAUGCAUAAACAACGUUAGAAUUACAUUAUAUUACCCCAAACAAACACAACCCUUCUCUCUCUGCCUUUCCCUCUCUCUUUCUUUAUCCAGCAACAACAAGGCUCGUUCCAGACAAGCGCGUCAGGCCCUCCAAAACGCUCAUCAUCAUCAUCAUUCGUUUCACAAUCAGCAGCGAGAAGAACCAAACCAAACAAACAAGAAAGAAACCCAACCCCUUCUCGUGAUUCGCGUCCUUCCAACCAAUAUCUUCACCGAAUCGCCUUCAUUUAUACCAAAGGCGGCGACCAUUUAUUUCCCACUCUCACUCUGACGCCAAUUUUCUCUGUGCACUGCAUUCACCCAAUUUUUAUUUUUAAACAUAAAUAAAUAAAAAUAAAUACUCCUUCUUUUUCACCGCUUUCAAUUCAUUCCAUUUCGUUACACGCUUCCUCUCUCUCCUUUUCACUUUCACCCCCUUCUCUUCUUCUACAACCUUCCUUCCUUCGUAAAUGCUUUUCAGAACAAGUUCAGCUUUCUCAAAGAGCUUCGUGAAGGUUCAUACAUAGUUGCUUUGUUUGUUUAGUAGUACUGCUCUAUAUUCACACGCACGCGUGCUUUGUUGGGUGAGGUUGUUUUUGUUUUUGUUUACAUGGGAGGAAACGAACCAAACGGUGGUCUGCCUUGUCGUUUUCUCUGAAACUCAAGAACCUUUUUCUUUUAUGAAUAAAAUAUAGUUAUUUUUUUUGUGUGUGUGGUGGUUUUUUGGUUUGGUUUGAAGGAGAGAGAAAUAAAAAUGAAGUUUAUGAAGUUGGGUUCGAAGCCUGAUGCUCUUCAAAGUGAUGAAAAAUCUAUCAGGUAUAUAUCAUCUGAAUUGGUUACAGAUAUUAUCAUAACUGUUGGUGAAGUUAAGUUUCACCUGCACAAGUUCCCUCUACUGUCCAAGAGUAAUCGUUUACAAAAGUUGCUGUCAAAGGCUAAUGAAGAGAAUGCUGAUGAAAUUCAAUUGGAUGAUUUUCCUGGUGGUCCCAAGGCUUUUGAAAUAUGUGCAAAGUUCUGCUAUGGAAUGACUGUUACUCUUAAUGCUUACAAUGUUGUGGCUGCUCGUUGUGCCGCUGAGUACCUUGAGAUGACUGAGGAUAUUGAUAGAGGGAACUUAAUUUUCAAAAUUGAGGUGUUUCUUACCUCAAGUAUCUUUCGCAGCUGGAAGGAUUCUAUAAUUGUUCUCCAAACUACUAAAUCUCUUUUGCCAUGGUCUGAGGACUUAAAGAUUGUUGGGAGAUGUAUCGAUUCCAUAGCUUCUAAAACUUCUGUGGAUCCAGCAAACAUCACUUGGUCUUACACUUAUAACCGUAAGUUAUCAGAGCUUGAUAAAAUUGUUGAGGACAAGAUAACACCACAAGAGAAAAUUGAGCCUGUUCCUAAGGAAUGGUGGGUUGAAGAUAUAUGUGAACUGGACAUUGAUCUUUAUAAACGGGUAAUGAUUACUGUCAAGUCAAAGGGAAGAAUGGACGGAGUUGUGAUCGGCGAGGCACUAAAAAUCUAUGCUGUAAGAUGGUUGCCUGAUUCUGUUGAUGCAUUGGUUUCGGAUGCCCAUGCCUGGAGGAACAAAUCUCUGGUAGAAACAAUUGUCUGUUUAUUGCCGUGCGAUAAUGGCGUGGGUUGUUCAUGUAGUUUCUUGCUGAAGCUAUUGAAAGUGGCCAUAUUGGUUGAAGCUGAUGAGUCUUCAAGGGGACAAUUGAUGAAGAGCAUUGGCCUAAAAUUUCAUGAAGCUUCUGUCAAAGAUUUACUAAUUCCAGCAAGGUUUCCCCAGAAUACCAAAUAUGAUGUUGAUUUGGUGCAAGAUCUUUUGAAUAUAUACAAGACUAACAUAAAGGGAAGCUGUGAUGUGGAGGUUGAGGAGAAGAAAGAUAAAGCAAAUGAUGAGUCUAUUUUAGGACAGAUGUCUUUAUUGAAUGUUGGCAAGUUGGUAGAUGGGUAUCUUGGAGAAAUUGCGCAUGAUCCAAAUCUCAGCCUCUCUAGUUUUGUUGAUCUGUCACAGUCAAUUCCAGAGUUUGCUAGACCAAAUCAUGAUGGCCUGUACAGAGCUAUAGACAUCUACUUGAAGGAGCACCCAAGUUUGACAAAAGCUGAAAGGAAAAAGAUAUGUGGACUAAUGGAUGUCAAGAAAUUGACAGUGGAAGCAUCAAUGCAUGCUGCACAGAACGAACGCCUUCCUCUUCGAGUUGUGGUCCAGGUUCUCUAUUUUGAGCAGGUCAGAGCUGCUUCCAAUGCUCGCACACUUGGUAACAGUCCACGCAAUUCUACAAACACUCAUGUCAACGGAGACAAAGAGUGUGAGAAAUCGAGGGGAGAAAGCUGCCAAUCCCUCAACAACCAAAUGUGUCACAUGAAGGUUAGAGACAAAGAGUUCCACAAGAAUGGAAAAUUGAACAAGAGUAGCAAGAACAGCAGAAGUGGCAUGCAGUUGUUGCCAUCUGGGUCAAGGAGAAUUUUUGACAAGUUAUGGAUUGUGGGGAAAGGACAAGGAGAAAAUAGGAGCUCAGAGACUUCAGGGAGUUCCAAUAGCCCUACUUCUGUAGUCCCUGGAGAUACCAAAUCAUCUGGUUCAUCAUUGCGACACAGGAGGCUUUCCAUCUCUUAGGGAAUUUUCGUAAUUUAAACAGGCGAAGGAGAGUUAAAUUGCUGUGAAGUGUAAAAAGUGUUAGGAUGUUAAAUCUUUUGUGUUAUUAAUGCAUGCACAGAAUCAGGAAAAAGGUCUCACUAUUAGAAUUGCAAACAAAAUGUAAUGACAUUAUAUUGUGUCUUAAUCCGUGUAUCAUUUGGCCAGUGUAUUAUUGUCUUCAAUCCUUAGAAGUCUUUCAUUGGGGUUAGGGAUCUUUAGGUUUUAUUCAGUACUACCCUUUUGUAUAGAAUCACCAUCCUUAAUUACAGGUGCUGAUUUGUGGAUUUC
This is a messenger RNA of Glycine soja, 2938 nucleotides long. RefSeq names its product BTB/POZ domain-containing protein NPY1-like. The transcript is spliced from 4 exons. NCBI's taxonomy places the organism in Eukaryota, Viridiplantae, Streptophyta, Magnoliopsida, Fabales, Fabaceae. Gene Ontology annotation, molecular function: protein binding. The record is from RefSeq and is a predicted model, not a curated record. The coding region runs from base 782 to 2629 and encodes 615 amino acids.